Messenger RNA from Cucurbitaria berberidis CBS 394.84, 2111 nucleotides. RefSeq names its product MFS general substrate transporter. The transcript is spliced from 3 exons. The coding region runs from base 480 to 2069 and encodes 529 amino acids. The record is from RefSeq and is a predicted model, not a curated record. Gene Ontology annotation, molecular function: transmembrane transporter activity. NCBI's taxonomy places the organism in Eukaryota, Fungi, Ascomycota, Dothideomycetes, Pleosporales, Cucurbitariaceae. Gene Ontology annotation, biological process: transmembrane transport.
UACAAUCCUCUUCUACUUCAAUAUUGAGCUUUUCAGGCUCUUAGGAAGCAGAUGGCCUUGCAAAUAUCGAUCGGAUCUUAUUGUCGUUACGACUUGUAGAGAUCUACGCGAGGCUACGUUUGCGGGUUCGCGCAUUCGGCCAACAGCGCGAAGAACACAUCGUCUCCAACACUCGGCGCUACUUAUGCAGGACGAUACAGGUCACCAAACGUCGGCUCGCAUCCUAUUAUUUCAAGGUCAAAUCAGAGCCUUAGGAUCAGACCAUUAAGACAUUCUGGUUGGAGCGAAGACUACAGGGAUGCGUUCCGACGUCCAAAUACCCUGUAGGCUCCAAAAAGUUUAAAGAAGCCGAUACCCCAGAUUCGUGACGGUCCUUUAGUCUCGACAAUUCAUGUCCCUUCUGAAAACAUUGGUUUGUUCAAGGUCCUCGCCACGGUACCGUUUCGUUCCAAGCUCAGCCUAUAGUGGAAGUAUUCACCAUGGAUAACCAAAAAGACGACGUGGACAGAUCCAUCAUCGAUGAUAACAGCGAGUUUAAUUCGCAGAAAGAGAUAGAUUUAGAAAAGCAUAGCAUUCCUACGACGCUCCAACGGCAAGUCUCCGGGCCUCCGUACUCGGUCUUCGGGAAAGGCAUGAAGAUAUGGAUCAUCUUUCUCGUGUCUGUGUCAGCCUUGAUUUCUCCAUUCGGUGCAGCCAUGUACCUUCCUGCGAUCAACGUCCUCUCCAACGUCCUUCAUAUUACGCCGACACAGGCCAAUAUUUCAAUUACUACAUAUAUGAUUGCUCAAGCAAUAGCUCCAGCUUUCAUCGGCGCCAUGUCGGACAAUAGCGGCCGGCGAUUGUCUUUCAUUGUUUGCUUCAUUAUAUUUAUUAUAGGCAACAUCGGUCUUGCUCUUCAGACAAACUACAUCGCCCUGUUGAUAUUGCGCAUGGUGCAAGGUGUCGGAUGUACAGCUGCUAUCGCACUUUGUUUCGCCGUUGUGUCCGAUCUUGCUACAUCUGCCGAGAGGGGCAAAUAUAUGGGAUAUGCAGGUGCAGGCAUGCUCAUGGGUCCAGCUUUCGGACCAACAAUUGGUGGUUUACUCGCGCAGUACCUUGGAUGGCGAUCAAUCUUCUGGUUUCUGGUGAUAUUCUCCGGUGUAUUGCUUGUCCUCUUUGUAUUUCUCUUUCCUGAAACCUGCAGAAACGUGGUCGGUAAUGGAUCAAUUCCCCCAACAGGCAUCAAUCGAUCUGUCAUCAGCUGCAUACAACAGCGCAAACUCGCCAAACAAUCACCAACCGAAGGAGUAACGGCUGAGAUCAAGCCUAAGAAACGGCAAGUCGCCUUUCCAAACCCACUCGCGACAUUCCACAUCAUGAUUGAGAAGGAAUACUGCAUCAUCCUGCUAUACAACGGCCUCUUCUUCACCGGAAUGAUGAUGGCUGCUUCCGCCAUCCCAGUCCUUUUCCACAAAACCUACCACCUCAAUGAACUCCACAUCGGCCUGUGCUACAUUGCCACUGGCGUAGGCUCCCUUCUCUCCAGCCUCACCAUGGGCCACGUCGUAGACUGGAAUUUCAAAAGGCACGCCACCGUGAUGGGCAUGACGAUCACCAAAGGCAAACAACAAGACCUAACUAAUUUCCCUAUCGAGCGCGUGCGUUUCCAAAUUGUCAUACCCGGCCACAUCAUCGGCAUCUUUGGUCUGCUCAUGUUCGGCUGGACAGUCAAGUAUGAAACACAUCUCGCGGGUCCUGAGUUCGCCUUGUUUGUAAUUGGAUUUGGCAUAUCGACAGCUUUCAACAUUACCAACGGACUUAUCAUCGAUCUACACCGCGACCAGCCCGCUGCUGCGACCGCAGCGGUGAACUUUGUGAGAUGUCUGAUGAGCGCAGGGGGAAGUGCAGCGAUUAUCCCCAUGUGUCAUACUAUGAAUCCCGGAUGGGCAUUUACGUUCUUAGCAUUGGUAUAUGUUAUAUUGAUCGUUGUUGUGUAUUGGGUCAUGAGGGACGGGAUGAGGUGGAGACAAGAGCAAGAAGAGAAAAAGAGAACCGAGAAGGAAAAGACUGGAAGAAGAGAGAAAAUAUAGUUCAUCUUUGUUGAGCAUGGAAUUCAUCGUAUCUAUUAGCCC